UCUUCCCCAGCUCCAGAAGAAAAGGAGAUCAUUAAAGGCCAGUAUGGAAGGCUCACUGAUGCUUAUGGCUGCCUGGGGGAGCUCAGGUUGAAGUCCGGUGGCACCUCCCUGAGCUUCCUGGUUUUGGUGACGGGCUGCACGUCUGUGGGCAGAAUUCCAGAGGCCGAAAUCUACAAAAUCACCGCCACUGACUUUCAGCCACUUGGGGACGAGGCCAAGGAGGAGGAACGCCUCACAGCCUUGAGGAAGAUCCUCAACUCAGGGGUCUUCUACUUCUCGUGGCCCAGUGAUGGGUCUUGCUUCGACCUCACCGUCCGGGCACAGAAGCAGGGCGAUGACAGCUCCGAGUGGGGCAACUCCUUCUUCUGGAACCAGCUGUUGCACGUGCCCCUGAGGCAGCACCAGGUGCGCUGCUGUGACUGGCUGCUGAAGGUCAUCUGCGGGGUGGUGUCCGUCCGCACGGUGUACGCCUCUCACAAGCAGGCCAAGGCCUGCCUCAUCUCCCGUAUCAGCUGCGAGCGCGCCGGCGCUCGCUUCCACACCCGAGGCGUGAACGACGACGGCCAUGUGUCCAACUUCGUGGAGACGGAGCAGGUCAGUGCCCAGGCCGGCCCGUGGCCCCCGCUGGUUCAGAGCAGAGGAACCUGUGCAAACUUGUUUCCGUUGGAGGUGGGGGCGUCGGAGGCAGUUUCUCAUGAACGUGGCUCCUUGCUCUCCCAGGAGCACAGGAUGUGUCCCUGGGGCUCCGUCUGCAAAUGUGGCCUCGG
Physeter macrocephalus (sperm whale) is the source of this 767-nucleotide messenger RNA. Its product is annotated as synaptojanin-2-like. Gene Ontology annotation, cellular component: endoplasmic reticulum. The transcript has 3 exons. The annotation marks the transcript as partial. Lineage: Eukaryota; Metazoa; Chordata; Mammalia; Artiodactyla; Physeteridae. Gene Ontology annotation, biological process: phosphatidylinositol dephosphorylation. Gene Ontology annotation, molecular function: phosphatidylinositol-4-phosphate phosphatase activity. The record is from RefSeq and is a predicted model, not a curated record.